CAACAAUUCCUUUCGACCCUCAAUCAGUAUUUUCUUCGUUCUACGUUAGCUUAUUUCUUCAAGUAUGGGACGGACGGAGAAGUCACAAGGUCUAGCACCGCCCGCGAUCCGCAAAGACAUCCGCGCAAAGCAAGCACGUCACGUUAUCAACAAAGUCGUGCCAUCCAUUCUCGCUUCGAACCCAAAGGCCAGAAGCGGUGCAGACAGUAGCGAGCUCAUUGCAGACCCCGGAUCAGUGUCGAGCAUCGACAUCGAGAAGACCAUCAAUGGUGGCGAAGGCGCCGCAUACGUCAAACGCAAAGGCCAGGGUCGACGAAAAGCAAAAGACGGACCGGAAGUGAACGACGAAAACACAGUGCCAUCGAAAGGCAAACCCAAGAAGAGCGGAAAGCGGCGCAACGACUCUCUGGACAAAGACUUAUCUGUCCUUACAAUCGACCCGAAGCCCCUAACGUCGCCACCCAAACCACGUACAGUCAAGGUCAUCACCACCGACAGUCUCACAGCCGCAAAAACACUCACUAUCAAUGCCAAGUCAGCCAAGAAGACUCCAAACGUAUGUAUCCUCAACAUGGCGUCGCCACUGCGACCCGGCGGCGGCGUCCUGUUGGGCGCCACAUCACAGGAGGAAUUCCUCUGUGCGCGCACAACCUUACUACCAUCCUUGAAAGAAUCUUUCUACCGCCUUCCUGAGCUGGGCGGCGUCUUUACUCACGAUGUUCUUGUUUUCCGCGGCUCUGAGCCGUUGGGUGACAGUACUGGAGAGCUGGGAAGUGCAGAGAGGUUCUACGUUGAUGUGAUCAGCGCCGGGAUGUUGAGGUUUCCGGACCUGGAGGGCGAGGAUGACGAGGUGAAGAGAUUGAGUAAGAAGGAUCGCGGGGUUGUGGAAGGGAAAAUGCGGGCUGUGCUUAGGAUUGCCGAGAACAAGGGGGUGAGAAAAUUGGUGCUUGGUGCGUGGGGGUGUGGCGCGUAUGGAAAUCCGAUUGUGGAUAUUGCGGAGGCUUGGGGGAGGGUGCUUGCUGGUAAAGAGAUAGACGCGAAGAAGGGGCCAAAGGCGGUUGAGAGCUGGCCGGGGCUAGAGGAGGUCGUUUUUGCUAUUAUGAAUGUUAGGAUGGCGAGGGAGUUUGCUGAAGCAUUUGGUAAUGUUGAGGUCGAUAGUGGACCGAGAGGAUUCGAUGAAGAUGACGAGGGAGAAGAUGACGAGGAUAAGGUUAUGCAGGAGCUGCAGGCGAAGAUUGAAGAGAUGGAGAAACAGAUCAGCCAAGUGUGGAAUCCGGAUCUGAAGGCUAGAUUGGGAUCUGUGCUUGAAGGGUUGAAGGCGCAGCUCAAGGAUGGGCAAGGAGAGAGUACUGGCAGCGAUGAGGACGGUAUCGAGGUCGGUGAUGACAUAGAUAUAUCAGGAGAUCAAGAGGAGCUGGUCGAGAGCGAUCAGGAAAACUCCGAUGCUGAUGCAGAGGAGCCGGGCUCGGGCUCUAAUGAUGUAGACAAUGGUGUUACAGUCAAGUCGUAGCUCAUGAUAACAGCCUGCGGGGAAAGCAUAUGCGCAAUCAAAGACCUUACAUUUAUACACCGC
Messenger RNA from Didymella exigua CBS 183.55, 1573 nucleotides. RefSeq lists its product as uncharacterized. The transcript has a single exon. The record is from RefSeq and is a predicted model, not a curated record. NCBI's taxonomy places the organism in Eukaryota, Fungi, Ascomycota, Dothideomycetes, Pleosporales, Didymellaceae. The coding region runs from base 65 to 1510 and encodes 481 amino acids.